Molecule: messenger RNA, 1045 nt
Organism: Rhineura floridana
Lineage: Eukaryota; Metazoa; Chordata; Lepidosauria; Squamata; Rhineuridae
Gene: EPYC
Product: epiphycan
Exons: 7
Coding region: 95-1045 (316 amino acids)
Molecular function (GO): protein binding
Source: RefSeq, a predicted model, not a curated record
ACUGCCAUUGGUUAGGGUCAAAUACCACAUGCUCUGUAUUCAGAGUAACACUGUGCCAGUUGAGAAAGCAGGAGCCAAAGAUAUACAGUGAAGAAUGAAUGCCUUCGCAAAUAUUUUCACUCAGUUUGUUAUCUUUGACGCAAUUUUGGCUGCUCCUACAGUGAGACCUGUAACUUAUUACUCUGAAACCUAUGAUGCUGCUUUGGAAGAUCUGGACAACCUAUAUGAUUAUGAUGAAAAUCUGUCUGUUGAUCAGGCACAGGUAGAGAUUGGAACAGUCCUACCAUUCAUAACUCAAGAGAUUUAUUUACCCUCACCAUUGCCAGAAGAACCUGAAGAAGAAGCAUCCACACCUAAACUUGUUGAUGGUUCUUCACCUCAUGGACCAGGAGUUCUUGGUCCCCAUACACAUGAAGGCCUCCCAACUUGUCUUCUGUGUACCUGUCUUAGUACUUCUGUGUACUGUGAUGAUCGUGAACUUGAAGAGCUUCCACCUUUGCCCAAGCAAACCACCCAUUUGUACUCCCGCUACAAUAGAAUCAAAAAGGUCAACAAGGAUGACUUUGCUAACCUAAGCAACUUAAAAAGGAUUGAUUUGACUUCUAAUUUUAUCUCUGAAAUUGAUGAAGAUGCCUUCAGGAAUCUACCACAACUUCAGGAGCUGAUACUUCAAGAUAACAAGAUAAGGCAGCUUCCAGAAUUACCACCAACCUUGAUAUUCAUUGAUAUUAGUAACAACAAACUUGGUCGCAAAGGCAUAAAACAAGAAGCAUUUAAAGAUAUGUUUGACUUGCACCAUCUUUACAUCACUGAUAACAACUUGGAUCAUAUCCCACUUCCACUCCCUGAAAGUCUCCAAUCUCUUCAUCUGCAGAACAACAACAUACAAGAAAUGCAUGAAGAUACUUUCUGCAAAAUGAAGGAUUAUUCUUACAUCCGUAAAGCUCUUGAAGACAUCAGGCUAGAUGGCAAUCCCAUUAAUUUGAGCAAAACCCCAUAUGCAUAUAUGUGUCUACCCCGUUUACCUGUUGGAAGCCUUUUUUAA